Molecule: messenger RNA, 2271 nt
Organism: Candida tropicalis MYA-3404
Lineage: Eukaryota; Fungi; Ascomycota; Pichiomycetes; Serinales; Debaryomycetaceae
Gene: PMT1
Product: dolichyl-phosphate-mannose-protein mannosyltransferase
Exons: 1
Coding region: 1-2271 (756 amino acids)
Biological process (GO): protein O-linked glycosylation via mannose
Cellular component (GO): membrane; endoplasmic reticulum
Molecular function (GO): dolichyl-phosphate-mannose-protein mannosyltransferase activity
Source: RefSeq, a predicted model, not a curated record
AUGCCUGGAAGAAAUUUGAAAUCCAAAGUUCCAUUUACUUUUGCCUGGUACAAGAGUUUGAUUGCCACAGGUAUCGCUCUUGGUUUGGCCUUGAGUUCCAAAUGGGUUGGUUUGUUCACCGUUGCUUGGGUUGGUUUAUUAUGUAUUUAUCAAAUGUGGUUCCUUAUUGGGGAUUUAUCUGUCAACACCAAAAAGAUCGUUCAUCAUUUCUUUGCAAGAGGUUUGAUUUUGUUGGGUGUUCCAAUGACUUUAUACCUUGCCUUCUUUGCUGUCCACUUCCAAUUGUUGUACAAAGAAGGUGAUGGUGGUGCUUUCAUGACCCCAGCUUUCAGAUCUACUUUACAAGGUAACAAGAUUCCAAAGAACAUUGUUGAACAAGUUGGUUUGGGUUCUAUUGUUACUAUUCGUCAUAUGGAUACCCGUGGUGGCUACUUGCACUCCCACGAUCACUUCUACAAAACUGGUUCCAAACAACAACAAAUCACUUUGUACCCACACUUGGAUUCCAACAACAAAUGGUUGAUUGAACCAUACAAUGGAACUGUUUACAACGAAACUUUUGUUCCAUUAAUCAACGGUAUGAAGAUCAGAUUAAAGCAUAUCAACACCGGUAGAAGAUUACAUUCCCACGAUGAAAAACCACCAGUCAGUGAACGUGAUUGGCAAAAAGAAGCUUCUUGUUAUGGUUACGAAGGAUUUUCUGGUGAUGCCAACGACGAUUGGGUUGUUGAAAUUGUCGGCCACAGAUCUCAACCAGGUGAUGCUCAAGCUUUUGUUAAGUCACUUAAUACCGUUUUCAGAUUGAGACAUGCCAUGACUGGUCACUACUUGUUCUCUAGUGAAGUCAAAUUACCAGAUUGGGGUUUUGGCCAACAAGAAGUUACUGCUGCAUCUCAAGGUAAACGUCAUUUGACUCAUUGGUACAUUGAAACCAAUGAAAACAGCUACUUGCCAAAAUCAGAAGUCAAGAUCGUCAACUAUCCUAAAUUGUCUCUUUGGCAAAAAUUCGUUGAAUCUCACAAAAGAAUGUGGAAGAUUAACCAAGGUUUAACUUCUCAUCACCACUGGCAAUCCAGCCCAACUGAAUGGCCAUUCUUGUUGAGAGGUAUCAACUAUUGGAACAGAGAACACAGACAAGUUUACUUAUUGGGUAAUGCCGUUACCUGGUGGGCUGCUACUUUGUCUGUUGCUGGAUUUGCCAUUUAUGCUGUUGUAACUGUUUUCAAAUUCCACUUGGGUACUCCAUUAUCUACUGACAAGCACAUCUUUAACUUUAAUACCCAAGUGUUGUCUUACACUUUGGGUUGGGCUAUCCACUAUGCUCCAUUCUUCCUUAUGGGUAGACAAUUAUUUUUGCAUCACUACCAACCAGCAUUGUAUUUUGGUAUUUUAGCUCUUGGUCAUGUUUUUGAUGUUAUUGUUGGUUACUUAGGCAGCCGUAACCGUGCCUUGCAAAACUUUGGUUACUUCCUUGUUCUUGGUACUUCCGUUCUUAGUUUGGUAUUCUACAUUUACUAUUCUCCAUUGAUUUAUGCUACUCCAUGGACCAAAGACAGAUGUUUGGUAAGUAAGCCAUUCAAGACUUGGGAUUAUGACUGUAACACUUUCCUCAGUCAAUUGUCCGAAUAUAACAAUAUUGAAGCUUCUUCAUCUAGUGAACUUGCUACCCCAACUGAAACUGUCGUUGCACAAACCAAGGGUAGCAACAAGAAGGCCGCUAAGAAAGAAGAACCACACGCUUCUCCAGCUGCUGAAGUCAAAGAAGAAAAAAUUAUCAAAGAAGAACAGUUAGCUCCUCCAUUACCAGAUGAAGAAACACCAAAGAAGAACGAUGCUCCUCAAGUUGCCGAAGUUGACUCUUCAAGCAACGACGCCGAGCAAGCUGAAAUCAAGGAACAAGCUAAAGAAGAAGCUGCUCCAGUCGUUGAAGAAGUUGUUGCCGAAGAGCCAGUUGCUGAAAAGGUCGAAGAAAUCAAAGAACAAGUCGUUGAAAAAGUAGAAGAUGUUAGAGAACCAGUUGCUGAAAAAGUAGAAGAAGUUAGAGAACAAGUCGCUGAAGCGGUAGAAGAAGCUAAGGAACCAGUUGUCGAAAAAGUUGAAGAAGUCAAACAGCAAGUUGAAGAACCAGUUGUUGAAAAGGUUGAAGAAGUUAAACAGCAAGUUGAAGAACCAGUUGUUGAAAAAGUUGAAGAAGUUAAAGAACAAGUUUCUGAAAAAGUAGAAGAAGUCAAAGAACAAGUCAAAGAAGCCGAACAACCAGUUGAAAACUAA